Acanthosepion pharaonis is the source of this 1989-nucleotide messenger RNA. Lineage: Eukaryota; Metazoa; Mollusca; Cephalopoda; Sepiida; Sepiidae. The record is from the annotation of a GenBank genome assembly.
AUGCAGGUCACGGUUUCCAUUAUUGGAUGUUUCCAAUCAGCAUCCACAAGUCCAACACCAAAACCAACACCAACACCAAAACCUUCAACAGAAACAGCAUCUUUGUGUGUGAAACAGGAUGGAUUGGCUGAUUCUUCAUUGAUAAGAAAUUGGGAUAUUGAUGUUUCCAGUAAUGAAGAACACAGGGCUAAUAUCCGACCAGGUGGAAAUGGAUGGACACCUGAAGCUGGAGAUAAGAAAACUUCUGUCAGCCUCUUUGUGGCUGAUGCUCUCAUUUACGGAGCCACUUCUUUGUGUGUCAAGCAAGAUGGCUUGGCUGAUUCUUCAUUGAUAAGGAACUGGGACAUUGAUGUUUCCAGUAAUGAAGAACAUAAGGCUGAUAUUCGACCAGGUGCAAAAGGAUGGACACCUGAAGCUGGAGAUAAGAAAACUACAGUUAGCCUUUUUGUUGCCUCAUUGUGUGUUAAGCAGAAUGGCUUGGCUGAUUCUUCAUUGAUAAGGAAUUGGGAUAUUGAUGUUUCCAGUAAUGAAGAACGUAAAGCUGAUAUUCGACCAGGUGCAAAAGGAUGGACACCCGAAGCUGGAGAUAAGAAAACUACAGUGAACCUCUUUGUUGGUGAUGCUCUCAUUCAUGGAGCCAACAUGAGGCUUCAGAAAUCUAAAUGUGUUGGAAAAUAUGAUGUCUAUCUCAGUGGAGCUUCCUUGUGUGUGAAACAAGAUGGCUUGGCUGAUUCUUCAUUGAUAAGGAAUUGGGACAUUGAUGUUUCCAGUAAUGAAGAACGUAAGGCUGAUAUUCGACCAGGUGCAAAAGGAUGGACACCUGAAGCUGGAGAUAAGAAAACUACAGUUAGCCUUUUUGUUGGUGAUGCUCUCAUUUAUGGGGCCAACAUGAGGCUUCAGAAAUCUAAAUGUGUUGGAAAAUAUGAUGUCUAUCUCAGUGGAGGUGGACAAGGAAAUGUACAGAGACUCAAGAAUAAUGGAGCAAGUGAUAUUGUAAUAAUUCCAUUUGGUACAAUGGCAGAUACAGUGAAAAUCCACUUUACUACUGAGAAGUCAAAUUGUAAAAUGCAGAACAAUGGACCAACUGAUAUUGUAAUAAUUCCAUUUGGUACAACAGCAGACACAGUCAAGAUCCACUUUACAUCCAAGAGUCCAAAUUGUAAAAUGCAUGUUACUAUAUCCAUUAUUGGAUGUUUUGAAUCUGCAUCAACAACACCAACUCCAACACCUACCCCAACACCAAAACCUUCAACAGAAACAGCCUCUUUAUGUGUAAAACAAGAUGGAUUAGCUGAUUCUUCUCUGAUAAGAAACUGGGACAUUGAUGUGUCCAGUAAUGAAGAACACAAGGCUGAUAUUCGACCAAGUAGAAAAGGGUGGGCACCUGAAGCUGGAGAUAAGAAAACCUCUGUCAGCUUCUUUGUGGCUGAUGCUCUCAUUUAUGGGGCUAAUAUGAGAUUACUAACAAGCAAGUGUAUAGGAAAAUAUGAUGUCCUCCUCAGUGGAAGUCACGAAGGAAAUGUACAAAGGUUUAAGAACAAUGGAGCAAAUGACAUUGUAAUUAUCCCAUUUGGUACAACAGCAGAUGCAGUGAAAAUCCACUUUACACCAGAGAGUCCAAAUUGUCAAAUGCAGGUUACAAUAUCCAUUAUUGGAUGUUUUGAAUCAGCUUCAACUACGACACCAAAGCCUUCAACAGAAACAGCAUCUUUGUGUGUGAAACAGGAUGGCCUAGCUGAUUCUUCUUUGAUUAGAAACUGGGAUAUUAAAGUGUCUAGUAAUGAAGAAAAUAAGGCUGAUAUUCGACCAGGUGCAAAAGGAUGGACACCUGAAGCUAGUGAUAAGAAAACUACUGUCAGCCUCUUUGUUGGUGAUGCUCUUAUUUAUGGAGCCAAUAUGAGGCUGCAAAUGGCCAAGUGUGUAAGAAAAUACGAUGUCAUUCUCCGUGAAGGUGACCAGGGCAAUGUCCAAAGAUUUAAAGUAAGUUAA